AUGCGCACACACACACGCACACGCACGCCCAGGCAGGUUGAGCUGCAGCAGGUUCAGGAGUCAGACAGGUGCAGGUUGUUUUCACGUUCAGCCGCAGCGUCACUGGGGAGAGAUUUCAAACUUGUCUUUUUUCCACUUGGACGGUGAUUUUUUAUUCCUUGACUUUCUCCAACAACCCACCGAUGGAAAGUGCGUCCUGCUAGAUCCACCAAGCGACAUGUCCUGCACGCGAAUACUGGGAUCUAUCGUCAGAUAACAAAGCGUCCGCUCAGAAACAGAGGAGAAGCAGCCAGCCUCCUCCACUGAUGGCCUUCCUCCAGCAGCUUCGGCUCCUUCUCUGGAAGAACGGUCUAACUGUGAUCAGGCAGCCGCUAUGGUCCCUGACUCUCAUCAUCUGGCCCCUGAUCAUCUUCAUCAUCAUUGCUGUGACCCGGAACCAGUUUCCUCCGGUAGUCAAAGAAACAUGUUACGUUGGACCCAGAAACCUGCCCAGCACAGGUUUCUUCCCUUUCCUGCAGACCCUCAUGUGCAACACGGACAGCAACUGUCAUGACAAAUCUCAACUGGCGGAGUCAGCUGCAUCAAAGUCUAAGAGCACUGCAGGCAGAUCAGGGUCAUCAUCGCUGCCGAAUGGUUCUCCACUGGCAGGCCUGAUGCAAGGGGAUGGUUUUUUAGGGUUUACGUUCCCCAAAAUCGACAAAUUCAAUGAUCCUGCAUCACUGAUCAAUGCCUUCCAAAGCAUUGUGGGUCAAACUCAGCAAGGAAGUCCUAAUAAUGUCUCCUUCACCAACACCACUCUUGUGGGAGAUAAGGAGAGCUUCAACAAACUGUUGGAGUCGGUGAGCGUGUUGAAGAGAGCCAUCUGCACCAUGAUACUGCCCAUGAUAAACACAACCUCGCCCGACCCCCUCACCACCUCGGCGGUCACUUUCUGCAAGACCAACAACACUGUGUUAGAGGUGUCGCUCUCCACACUCAACCAGGUGCUGUCGGAUCUGAUGCAGAACCAACCAGACGAGAUGAUGACGGUGGCCGGGCUGGGGGUGAUGGUGUUCGAUCAGCUGCAGAAUCAGACCUCGCUGUGGGAAAGUCUCCUCGUUCUCCCCCAGCUCUUCUCUAAUGGUUCUGUCGAUCAAGGGCUGCACAACACAGAGGUUCUACUCACCAACAUACAGGGUGCUCUGCAUGUCAUCCAGAAGAACUUCCCUGAAGCCAGCCCCACACUUUCCUCCGCGAAUCUAGUGAUUGCUGGAGGAAUCAACGUGAUUCGCUACAUACAAAACUGGCCUGGCAAAGUUGUGUCCAUUUCCCUGGGAGACGUCGUCACUUUGCAGAACGACUCCAUUAGUGAGAUGUUGAAACGUGUUCUACAAGAGGUCAAGAUACCACUGGACCAGGCUAUCGGCCUGACAAUGGACAGGCGCAUGGUGGCCUCCUACUUGUGCGACAACGGCAGUAACCCAAUUUGGUUAACGGCAGCGUGCAGCACGGGCACUGUGGACAUGCUCCUGCGUAGAAUCAGCCCUGACAAGGUGGCCAAGCAGGUUCUCCUGGCCUGGAGUAAGCAUGUUGCUCCACAUGAUGUGGCCUUCGUCAAAGGGCUGCUGCACAGUCUGAUCGGUGGCUUAUCCCCAGGAGGUCCGGGCGGUUCCAACACCACGAGGAACCGUCGUAGCGUGGAGACACAGCCACAAAAUAUUGAUGAGGAUCUGUUUUUGAGCGUCGGACAAGUGGUGAUGGAGCUUGUAAAACUUGUCCCUGAGCUGGAGAUGGUUGUCCAGAGCUUCCUGAAUACUGGCUUUCAGUCCCUGAUGACAGGAACACUAGCACUCGACACUGUGGAGGAAAUGAUGGAAAAUAUACUGAAAGAUGCCAAUCAAUUCAAAGUGAAUUUGACCACAUUGCUGACAAACCAGCCACAGUCAAGCGUUUGGAUCGGUCGUGUCCUUGGCAGUGUGGCGGAAGUUGUUAUGAGGACUCUGGCUUCUGAUAAUUUAACAUGUGCUGAUGUCCUGGGUCCCCUGGAGUUCCUCUUAGAGACUGAGACCAUAAAGAUUGACGUGUGGAGAGCAAUUAUCUGCCAGAACAGCUCUGAUUUACCGCUGUAUCUACUAAAGGACUGGCAGCCCUUGAUUCAGAAGGCGCAAGAGGUUUACGACGCCAUCACGAGCCGAACAGAAUACAACGUAACGCUUCCCAUGAUUCUCUCCGAGUGGCAAAAGUCCAACAACAAGACCAUGAAGUUUGGAGAGCUUCUGAACAGACUCGCCGAAGAGCUGGGUGGAGCAUACUGGAUGAACUGGAUGCCAGACAACCCUCAGAAUUUCACUCAGGCUCUUCAACAAAGUGUUUUCUUCUUCAUGGUGAAUUUGGGAGAAAAGAUUGAGAAGAGUGAACUGUGGCCCGAGGCAAAGAACUACUUCCACAUGGUUUACUGGGUCUUGAACUACAACCCGGGGGUCACACCUCCGCCGUCAAACUGCUCCGUCAACAUCUAUACCUUAGCCAUUAAUUGUGAUACUGGUUUGAACUGGUCACGGUUUGUUCAAGGACUGGCCGAGCCUCUGAUGUCAUCAGAUGUAGAUGUCCUGGUGAGAUAUCUCAAAGGGACUUUGAAUCUUUUGCAGCACAUGUAUGGCGACAUCUACAAAUAUCUGGCAACAUCAUCACUGAAAAAAGAGAUCAAAGGUGGAGAUGCCCUCUCCAACUACCUGGUUAACCUGAUGUUAAACCUGGACGCGUUUUUACGGGUUGUCUCCACCCUUCCCAACAGCAGCACCUCUAACCCGAAUGUACUGCUUCCCCAACUGAAUAUCCUGCUAACGUCCACAGGUCUUGCACCACUGCUGCCUCUGUUCCUCAGUGACGGCCCCCUUAAUUUCUCCGCAGUCAUUGACGUUGCCUCAAAGGUUGGCAGACUCAACCAGCACAUUUUUACCUUCAAUGAGACGGACCCAACAAUGCCUGAGCUUGAGGGGCUGAUAACUAAGUUCCUUUCAUUGCAAGGGGACCUCACCCUGUCGCUCCCUCACAUCAUGGGAAGCAGUCUACUUACCUAUUCGGACUAUUUCGAUCCUGACGUUGUGGCCCGGAUCAGAAAAGCCAUCAAGCCUUUCACCAACCAAACUUCAUCAGGUAUUGUAGAGACCAUCCUAAGUGCCAUGGAGGUACUGAAGACAGUGAUUGAUUCUCCGAAUGGCGACCCAACUAAUGUCAUUCUUGGGUAUCUACACCAGCUUCAGGAAUUGGUGAUGUCUAUAUACAGGCUGCGAAAAAUCGAGCAUAUCUUCUUACCGAGUAGUCAGGUGAGCGCAGCACAAAUCACUGACCUCCACGUGCUUUCCAAAGACUUCCUCAACCUCCUCACCCCGGAGAGUCUUCAGAACCUGACUCAGGCCGGGCCAGAUGCUGCCCAGAACAUUGUUAUCCAGAAAUUUGUGGCAUUCUUGCCACCAGCGUUCCGACAGGAAGUUACUCGCUUUCUCCAGGAUUUCAAAGCUCUGCAGUAUUACAUUAUCAAAUGUGGAGCAGGCCAGGACUGUUUGGCUGGAAUCUCGGAAAUCCUCAACUUCCUGGAUCAGAUAUUGGACCUGAUGCUCUCAGCCGAGGGUACUGUCACCAUUAAACUGGCGGCCACAAAUGCUUCUCUGGUAGCACAGGAAUAUGAGGAACUUACAUCCUUUGUCUUCUCACUCCUCCUUGGCACAAAUGAUUCUGCCAAUGUGAAAACAGUCAAACAGGCUCUUCAUUUAAUCAGAAUGCUCGUGGCUACACCCAACAUUUCUGUGUCAGAUGUCCAGAAUGCUCUGAGACAGUCAAACCUAACCCUAAAGGAGCUGAAUAGCUUUGCUGCACUAGCUGGAGCUGCUGACAUAAACCGCCUGUUGUUAAGUAUAAUGGAGAUCAUCAAUACUCGCCAGUGCUUUGAACCAGAUCAGGACCUGAUGGUGACAGCCCAGUGUGUUACGGGGCUGGUCAAGGGUCUCAGCGAUUUCCUGACACGCGUACCUGGUCUACGCAAUCAGACGGCCAUCCUCUCCCUUAUCCCGUUAAUUGUCAAUUCAACUUUCAGAGACAUCAUGCGAGCUAACUUCAGUUACAAUCCAAACGUGGCUCUCGAACAAACCUUGAACGGGACUCUGGCCAAUAUAAAGUUGAUCCUCAAGGAGAAUCACCUGAACUCCCCAGAGAUCAUGAAUGAAAUCAAAGUGGUGGAGCGGUUGAUACAACUGAUUGCCAACAUGGAACCAUACAACAAUUUAAACACGACCUUGAUGAUGGACCCCAUGUAUGCCCAGAAAGUAUACUCGGAGAUUAUAGACUGGUACUUGAAAAAGUUGGGAAAUAUCACCACCAACAGCACGGUGUCAGAGAUUCUCCAACCCUUUUUCGUCAUGACACAAAUGCAAGUUACAUUACAGCUGGCACAGACCGAUUUUUCUCUGUCUGUAACUAAACAGAUUGAGAACCUGAUAAAAACCCUCCAGUUCCCAAUAGAUGGCGCAGGGUUGAAUAAAAUUGGCCAGACAACUGUCGAGAUUCUCAAGGGCCUAUUUGACAUCAUAAAGUUCAACUUAGAGGCUCAGAAUAACAUGAUGGGUCCAGAGGGGUAUUUCAAUUCAACAGUUUUCAAUGCUAUCACGGCUCAAAUUACGCAUUACCUAAAUGUCACAGAGGAGUGGCUGAAACAACCCAAUGUCCAGUUGAUCUUCACGAGUAUGCUUCAAUGGGGGAAUUCUUCCAUCAACACAUCUACCCCUGUGACAGACAUUCAGCAGCUGCUGCAGACAGCGUCUAUAUUCCUCAAUGAGGGUGAAGUCAUCUAUCUUUCUGCGGUUCUCAAUACUAUGCGCUCCCUCGAGAAAGCGCUGAUGGUGACUGAGCAACCAGGGGGCCUUCAAAGUGAUCACUUCGUAGACGCCAUCGUGGAAGGAGUCAAAACCACCAUAACACUCCUGACUGGAGCCACAGGGCCCCUGCCGCACUCGGUACAGCAGGACAUCCUGGAUAUUGUGCAGGCUUCAUUGAAGCUCAUUCUCCUGCCAGACAAGAACUUUGACUCAUCACGAAACAUCUCCCUCCUCAUCCUCGAGAGAGCUGAGAGCGUCAUCGAAACCAUAAUACCGGAGAUGUAUGCUGUUUACAUAAUUCCUGUAAUUGAGGUGAUAGAAACAUUCUUUGAGAGCGCCUCCGGAGAUAGUGGACCAGACAUCUGGAAUCACAUGAUUUUGAGUGAGCUGGAGACGAUCGAGAGUCUUCUGCCGCCGAACAGCACAGCUCGGACCUCCAUCUCUGUGGUCAUUAGCAUCGCCCGCUUCAUCCUGGAGUCAGGCCAAGGUAAAAUGAGUCUCUGGGCACGUUUUGAUAGGGCAUCACUACAAGAUGUUCCUAUGCUUAUUGUCGAGAUUCUCAAGGGCCUAUUUGACAUCAUAAAGUUCAUCGGAGCAGAGGAUCAGAAGAACAUGAUGGUUCCAGAGGAGUAUUUCAAUUCAACAGUUUUCAAUGCUAUCACGGCUCAAAUUCCGCUUUACCUAAACAUCACAGAGGAGUGGCUGAAACAACCCAAUGUCCAGUUGAUCUUCACGAGUAUGCUUCAAUGGGGGAAUUCUUCCAUCAACACAUCUACCCCUGUGACAGACAUUCAGCACCUGCUGCAGACAAUGUCUAUAUUCCUCAAUAAGGAUGAAGUCAUCUCUCUUUCUGCAAUUAUCAAUACUGUGCGCUCCCUCGAGAAAGCGCUGAUGGUGGCUGAGCGACCAGGGGGCCUUCAAAGUGAUCACUUCAUAGCCGCCAUCGUGGAAGGAGUCAAAACCACCAUAACACUCCUGACUGGAGCCACAGGGCCCCUGCCGCACUCGGUACAGCAGGACAUCCUGAAUAUUGUGCAGGCUUCAUUGAAGCUCAUUGUCCAGCCAGACAAGAACUUUGACUCAUCACGAAACAUCUCCCUCCUCAUCCUCGAGAGAGCUGAGAGCGUCGUCAAAACCAUAAUACCUGAGAUGUAUGCUGUUUACAUAAUUGCUGGAAUUGAGGUGGUAGAAACAUUCUUUGAGAGCGCCUCCGGAGAUAGUGGACCAGACAUCUGGAAUCACAUGAUUUUGAGUGAGCUGGAGACGAUCGAGAGCCUUCUGCCCCUGAACAGCACAGCUCGGACCUCCAUCUCUGUGGUCAUUAACAUCGCCCGCUUCAUCCUGGAGUCAGGCCAAGGUAAUAUGAGUCUCUGGGCACGUUUUGAGAGGGCAUCACUACAAGAGGUUCCUAUGCUUCUUGUCGAGAUUCUCAAGGGCCUAUUUGACAUCAUAAAGUUCAUCGGAUCAGAGGAUCAGAAGAACAUGAUGGUUCCAGAGGAGUAUUUCAAUUCAACAGUUUUCGAUGCUAUCACGGCUCAAAUUCCGCAUUACCUAAACAUCACAGAGGAGUGGCUGAAACAACCCAAUGUCCAGUUGAUCUUCACGAGUAUGCUUCAAUGGGGGAAUUCUUCCAUCAACACAUCUACCCCUGUGACAGACAUUAAGCACCUGCUGCAGACAAUGUCUAUAUUCCUCAAUGAGGGUGAAGGCAUCUCUCUUUCUGCGGUUCUCAAUACUAUGCGCUCCCUCGAGAAAGCGCUGAUGGUGGCUGAGCGACCAGGGGGCCUUCAAAGUGAUCACUUCGUAGACGCCAUCGUGGAAGGAGUCAAAACCACCAUAACACUCCUGAUUGGAGCCACAGGGCCUCUGCCGCACUCGGUGCAGCAGGACAUCCUGGAUAUUGUGCAGGCUUCAUUGAAGCUCAUUGUCCAGCCAGACAAGAACUUUGACUCAUCACGAAACAUCUCCCUCCUCAUCCUCGAGAGAGCUGAGAGUGUCGUCAAAACCAUAAUACCAGAGAUGUAUGCCGUUUACAUAAUUGCUGGAAUUGAGGUGGUAGAAACAUUCUUUGAGAGCGCCUCCGGAGAUAGUGGACCCGACAUCUGGAAUCACAUGAUUUUGAGUGAGCUGAAGACGAUCGAGAGCCUUCUGCCGCCGAACAGCACAGCUCGGACCUCCAUCUCUGUGGUCAUUAACAUCGCCCGCUUCAUCCUGGAGUCAGGCCAAGGUAAUAUGAGUCUCUGGGCACGUUUUGAGAGGGCAUCACUACAAGAGGUUCCUAUGCUUCUUGUCGAGAUUCUCAAGGGCCUAUUUGACAUCAUAAAGUUCAUCGGAGCAGAGGAUCAGAAGAACAUGAUGGUUCCAGAGGAUUAUUUCAAUUCAACAGUUUUCAAUGCUAUCACAGCUCAAAUUCCGCAUUACCUAAACAUCACAGAGGAGUGGCUGAAACAACCCAAUGUCCAGUUGAUCUUCACGAGUAUGCUUCAAUGGGGGAAUUCUUCCAUCAACACAUCUACCCCUGUGACAGACAUUCAGCACCUGCUGCAGACAAUGUCUAUAUUCCUCAAUGAGGGUGAAGGCAUCUCUCUUUCUGCAAUUCUCAAUACUGUGCGCUCCCUCGAGAAAGCGCUAAUGGUGGCUGAGCGACCAGGGGGCCUUCAAAGUGAUCACUUCGUAGACGCCAUCGUGGAAGGAGUCAAAACCACCAUAACACUCCUGAUUGGAGCCACAGGGCCCCUGCCGCACUCGGUGCAGCAGGACAUCCUGGAUAUUGUGCAGGCUUCAUUGAAGCUCAUUGUCCAGCCAGACAAGAACUUUGACUCAUCACGAAACAUCUCCCUCCUCAUCCUCGAGAGAGCUGAGAGCAUCGUCGAAACCAUAAUACCGGAGAUGUAUGCCGUUUACAUAAUUCCUGUAAUUGAGGUGAUAGAAACAUUCUUUGAAAGCGCCUCCGGAGAUAGUGGACCAGACAUCUGGAAUCACAUGAUUUUGAGUGAGCUGAAGACGAUCGAGAGCCUUCUGCCCCCGAACAGCACAGCUCGGACCUCCAUCUCUGUGGUCAUUAGCAUCGCCCGCUUCAUCCUGGAGUCAGGCCAAGGUAAUAUGAGUCUCUGGGAACUUUUUGAGAGGGCAUCACUACAAGAUGUUCCUAUGCUUAUCGGCCAGCUGGGAAGACUUGUGAGCAGCUUCUUCAUGGGAAUGCCAGAUGUGCAGCAGUCGAUUGGUUCAUCUAUGGGGAUCUUUACUCACCUGUCCCCGUUCCUGGAGCAGUUGAUGAGCGGCAAGGCCGACCAACACAUGUGGGACAACCUUGAAAAGAUGCUUCUAUCCCUACUCUCGUCCCUCGAGGGAACGGAGCUGUGGCACGAUGUCUCGUCUGUCGUCCCGCUGUUUGAGAACAUGCUGGGGAGUCUGCUGAACAACAUGCAAGCACAGAAUGUGAUGCUACUAAGCCUUCAGACCCCUGUGGUAACCUUGAUGAGGGAAGUUGCACGUUCGGUGAAUACCAGUCACUUCAACCUGACGGAGGUCACGGAAAGAAUCCAGGCUGCCGUGGAGCACACGGUGCAGGCGGCUCAGCAGGCUAAUGGCACACUGGGGUGCAGGGAAGCUCUCAGACCAUGGGAGCCGGUCAGAGAGGCGGCCGGGUUGAGCCCUGCCUUCAUGGCUAUGUGGUGCAACAUUAGCCUGCAGCCUGUUAUCGAGGCCUAUGCUGCAGCUCUGACUCCUUACUCCCACAUUAACAUGACUCACAUGGGCGUGGGACCGACGGCUGUGAAUGCCUCAGCUGCCAGGAUUGCCGAGACCAUGCAGGCUCUGUACCACGUCAUUGUCAACCAAUCGCUCGUGACAGAGCAGCUUAUCUCAGCUUUCUCCGAGCAGCUCGGAAUGCUGGCAGGCCGGCCUCUGAGCCCAGAGGCGCAGCUUCACUGGAACAUGCAGCUCCAGGACGUACAGUUACAGAACAGCUUGUCUUCAAUCAAAAUGCUCACAGACGAGCUGCGUAGAGCGGCCCCUUCCCUCCAGCCGUACGUCGAGGCGGCUGAGAAGGCAAUCCGUUACUUCAUCAUCAACUCCCCUCUUCUUCCAAACAGCAGCAGCUCCCAGGACCUCCUCAAACAGACAGCGAUGAUCUUCUUAACCUCUGCCAACAUCACUGCAGGUGACAUCUUCUCCGCUAUGUCAUUGAACGUCUCCGGACUCAACGAGGCGUCUAUUAUUAACGCGAUGAGAGAAGUUGUUAAACUCAUGGCCGAACUGAAGAUACUUGGUGAUGACCCCAAGGUUUACAGAGGCCUGGAGCAAAUGCUGGGAUUCAAAGAAACGACUCUGAUUGUGCGGAAGGUGGUGGAGCUGAUUACGUGGUUGGGCUCCACUCGAGCCUCUGGAGUGGAUCUGCUGAUGGAGGUGGUGCACAGACUGUACGACAUCUUCAGGUCCGUCUUGUCCCUCCUGAGCAAGCUGUGCGUGCAAAUGCCGGAAAACUCCGAGCUGUUUGUGGACCUAGGUGGGAACAUCAUAGGAAUGCUGAAGCAGCUGUUGAGCACCCCUGGUCUCCUGUCUCCUAUGCAUCAGCAGCUGGGAAUGUCAAGGCCACAUAUGGCCGGCGCGAACCAUUCGAUGAGGGUCCGACACAAACGCGAGGCGGCGAUGAUGCCGAUGAUGAUGAGGGACCCCAUGGACGACUUCAUUGACCUGUUCUACAUCGACUACCACAGCAUGUCUGAAGCCCUCAACGUUCCUCCCACCACAGGAGAAAUCUUGGAGACAGUCCACAUGUUCUUUAACAAUCCUGAUCUGGGUGUUGUGUUGAAGGGAGCUACGAGGGACAUGCCGUGGGGCAUGAACGCCUCUCGGGAGGAGACCAUUGAUGCCUCCCUUGUUGGGCUCUCCGUCCUCACAUUGCCCAGUGUACUUCAGAUGCCGAUGGAGAAUCUCCUGAUGAGCGCUGUUGCCAUGCUUACCGAUGCCAUUCCAUUCCCCCCUGCGUUUAAAAACAUCACCCGGGCUCUGGCCAACGAGUCUCAAGAGAUCCUGAUGCUCAUGCAGCAGGCCAUUCAAACAGCAGCUGAUCUCUUCCAAAGCAACAUGACCGACCAGCAGCUCAAAGAGAAACUUACCCUCCUGACAUCCCAGGUGUGCGCCUUGGAGAACACGGAGACCAUGCAUCAGCUGCUGCGGCUCCUCUCCAUAGAGCCUGGUCAGCUGUGCCGCACCAUCCUGCCCAGCCUGCAGCUCCUGGCCGAGAGCCUGCUGAUAGACGCCAGCACGCUGACUGAUGCCGUCUUCCAGAGUUUCAUCGGGGAGCCCAAAACCUACAACAUCAGUUCGGACUGGACGGAUGUGUUGGGUCAAGGUUUGGGCUUUAACACCAGCAGCCUGCACUCUCUCAACAUUAACGUCACCGCCCCAGGAGUGGUGACGGUCGGAGAGUUGCUGAGAGAUGAAGCCGCCUUUGUUCAGGAUGUUCAGCGGCACAUGGAUUUCGAUCCAGCAGCCCUGCACCUGCUGAUGGGAGCCGUUGUACCGAACAACAAUAUGGAGAUCCUGUCCUGGUUGGUGAACCUGCGCCAGUGCAACUCCACGUCCUCGGUGAACAUGAAGGCGUCGGACGCGGCCAUCUUGAAGACCUUCUGCUCCAUGAGUGUGGAGCAGUGGUACAGCUUUUCACUGCUGAUGGUGCGCCAUCUCAACAUGGAAAAACUCCUCUACAGAGUGGUGCUGUCUGAAGAGAUGCAGAGCCUGGUGGUGGUUAUGCUUCAGAUGGCUGAGACUCUAACUGACAUGAUGAACAACAUUCUUCCCAUGAUCAACACGCUGCAAAGCUACCUGUUCUCCAUCCAGGACCUCAACCUGAUGGCCAACAACGAGUUCAGCCUCAUGUCCAGAGGACAGAAAUCAUCCAUCUCCACCAAGGCUACGUUCGUCACCCUCUCUCGAGCGCUGUGCAGUAACGGCAUCAUGGCUCUGUUUGGAAUCGCCAAACUGCCCCCCAUGCCGGACCCCACCUUCCCCAGCGGCCAGUGGAAGGAGGAGAUGAUCGAUCGCUUCAAGAUUCCACGAAAUGCCACUCCCUUCUGCAUGAACAUGUACCUGGACAUGGUCAACACCACAGGAGGAGCCAUCGCCUGGGCCUUCCUCAAACCAAUGCUGAUGGGGAAGAUCCUGUUCACCCCUGACACGCCCAUCACGAGAGACAUAAUGGAGAAGGCCAAUGCCACCUUGCAGGAGUUUGCGAACCUGAGGAAGAACUCCCAAGACUGGAUCCAGUCCUCCAACUACAUCGUCAAUUCUGCUGAAAUGCUCAGCAACACUCUGCCGAUGCUGCAGAGUUCCCUCAGCAACUCCUUUGUGAAGAAUUUCAUUGAGAUGCAGACUGACAUCGAUGUGGGCAAAAUGAAAGAAACACUUAGCGGCUUCUCUAACAUGUCUGUGAUGCUGGAGAAGAACAAACAGAUUCUGAAUCAGAUCACCACCCUGUCCACCCUGAUGGUCGACCUGUCCUCCUGUAUCAAGUUCGACCGCUACCGGGGCUACGACUCUGCCGAGAAGCUCAACCACGAAGCCCAGGAACUCGCCAAAGAUCGCAAUCUCUACGCAAGUGUCAUCUUCAAGCUUCCCAAAGAUGACGGCUCGACCAAGAGCCGUCACGCCAGGUCUUCCUCCAACACAUCAUCCGGAUCGUCCCUGCCCCCCCAAGUCAGCUACACCAUCCGCAUGCACAUGGACAACGUCAUGCGUACGGACCGAGUGCGGGAGCCCUUCUUUGUGAAGGACCCCCACAUCCUGGCCAGGCAGACCUUGCGCUACAACCGGGGCUUCGUGUAUCUGCAGGAGAACAUCGACCGGGCCAUCAUCGAAUCCCAGACCGGGAAGAAAGUCUCAGAGCCGGCCGUGCAGCUGCAGCCCUUCCCCUAUCCCUGCCAUUUGCGCGAUGAGUACCUGGAGGCCAUCUCUUUUGUCUUCCCGAUCAUGCUGAUGUUAGCAUGGGUGCUCUUCAUCGCCGACUUUGUGAAGAAGCUCGUGCACGAGAGAGAACUGAGGCUGCACGAGUACAUGAAGAUGAUGGGUGUCAACCCGCUCAGCCAUUUCUUUGCCUGGUUCUUGGAGUGCGCCGCCUACCUGGGGGUGACCAUCAUCAUCCUCACGCUGGUGCUGAAAUACGGCAAGAUCCUGCCCAACAGCGACGGCUUCCUCCUGUUCCUUUACCUGUGCGACUACGGCCUGAGCAUCAUUGCCUUCAGCUUCCUGGUCAGCUCCUUCUUCGACAAGACCUACAUCGCCGGCCUGAGCGGCAGCCUCCUCUACAUCCUCUGCUUCUUCCCUUUCAUCGUGGUCAUGGCUGUGGAGACAAAUCUCAACUUUUCCCAGAAGAGCGCUUUGAGUUUGUUUUCCCCAACCUGCUUCAGUUACGCCAGUCAAUAUGUGUCUCGCUAUGAGGCCCAAGGAGAAGGGAUUCAGUGGAGCAACGCGUACACGUCGCCCAUCGCCGGUGACUCGGCCUCGUUCGGGUGGCUGUGCUGGUUGAUGCUCAUCGACUCAAUCCUCUACUUCAUUAUCGGGGCUUACAUCCGCAAGGUCUUCCCAGGAAAUUAUGGCAUCCCAUGCCCGUGGUACUUCCCCUUCAAAGCCUCGUUCUGGGCCGACCUGUGCUGCUGCAUUAAGUCAAAGGCUCAGCCGCGCACAGGACUCAUCUUGCACAACAUCAUGCAGAGCAACCAGCAUGAUGUCUUCUCCAACGACAAGGAAAAAGGCAAGAGCUCCCUUUCCUUCCGGGCCGGCGAGGAUUUCUCUGAGCGGCCGGUGGGCGUCGCCCUCCACAGUCUCAGCAAGAUGUACGGCGACCGAGUCGCCAUUCAAAACCUCAACGUUUCCUUCCACGAGGGCCACGUCACCUCGUUGCUCGGCCACAACGGAGCCGGCAAGACCACCACCAUGUCUCUCCUGACAGGUCUUUUCGCCCCAACAUCCGGCACAAUAGAGGUGUACGGUCGAGACAUGCAGUCCAACAUCGACGACAUUCGCAAGGAGCUGGGCGUGUGCAUGCAGUACGACGUCCUGUUCGACCACAUGACCACCAAGGAGCACCUGCUGCUGUACGGCCAGAUCAAGGCCCCUCACUGGUCGAAGGGGGAACUGCACGAGCAAGUCCGAUCGACCCUAGAGGAGACAGGCAUGUACGCUCACAGACACAAGCGGGUGGGCACCCUGUCGGGCGGCAUGAAGCGCAAGCUGUCAAUCUCCAUCGCCUUCAUAGGAGGCUCUCGCUUGGUGGUUCUGGAUGAACCCACCACAGGAGUUGAUCCUUGCUCGAGGCGGAGCAUCUGGGACAUUGUUAUCCAGCACAAGAAAAACCGAACCAUCAUCAUGUCCACCCACCACCUGGACGAGGCUGAGGUGCUCAGCGACCGCAUCGCUUUCCUGGAGAGGGGAGGAUUAAAAUGCUGCGGCUCCCCCCUCACCCUGAAAGACAAGCUGGGUCAGGGCUACAAACUCACCCUCACCAAAAAGCUGCAGAACCUCGAGUCUGAAGUCAUCGACAGCGCUGAACUGAAGCACUUCAUCCAAGCCCAUGUACCUGAAGCUCGGCUGAAGGAGGCCCAAGGGGGCGACCUGGUCUACUCGCUGCCCCCCUUCACCUCAGCCAACGCCUCCUCGUACCGCUCCCUCCUGACCGCGCUGGACUCCAACCUGGACGCCCUGCAGCUCGGGGGCUAUGGCAUCUCUGACACCACCCUGGAGGAGGUCUUCCUCCAGUUGACUCGUGACAACGCCGAUGCUGAGAGCGUCCCCCUGUCAAUCUCUGAGAGCAUUUCUGACUCAGGGUCUGUGGACAGCUUCCCCUCAGACAACGGUGAAAGCCUCGGUGAUAAGAUCAAGCUCACCGGCUCAUCCACGCUUUCUGGCAUGGCUCUGGCCUGGCAGCAGAUGUCAGCCAUCCUGAUCAAGAGGUUCCACCACAGCCGCAGAGACUGGAAGGGCCUGAUCGCCCAGAUCCUGCUCCCUGUUCUGUUUGUGGUGUUUGCAAUGGGCCUGGGAUCCAUUAGGAGCGACCUACAGCACUAUCCUGAGCUGGAGCUGAGCCCCGCGCUCUACAACAUCGGACCAAGCUACUCUUUCUUCAGAAACCAAAACCCCAGCUCCGGGAACCUGGUGGACUCUAUGAUGUCAUUCCCCGGGAUGGAUAACGCCUGCCUCGACGGGCAGGGGAGACCGGUCUGCGCCCGGAACGAGCACAAGUGGAGCUCCAGAGGGAACAGCUCUAAAGGAUUUAGUGUCUGUAAAUGCACCACACAGGAGCAGGUUUGUGAUGAGGACAACUAUAACCCGCCACAUGAACAAAUCCUUUCAUCUCAGGUUGUUUAUAACCUCAGUGGCAUCAACGUGGAGAACUACCUGGUGGCCACAGCCAAUGACUUCAUCAGGAACAGGUACGGUGGAUUCGAUUUUGGGAUGCAGCUUCCUACUGACUUACAAAUGGACCUUCGAGCGGUGCCCAAAAAUCGCACUCUGUCUAAGGUCUGGUUCAACCCCGAGGGCCACCACACAAUGCCAGCAUACUUAAACAGCCUCAACAACCUCAUCCUCCGCUCCAAUCUCCCAAAAGACAAGGAUCCACGUAAAUACGCCAUUUCGGUUUCCAGUCACCCGUAUUUCGGUCGGGCGGAUGAUGAAGACGCAAUUGUUCAGGGGAUGCUCCAGAUCCUCGUGGCCAUGUGCGUGCUGUGUGGUUACUCCAUCAUGACGGCCAGCUUCGCCAUCUACGAAGUCCACGAGCACCACAGCGGCUCCAAGAGGCUGCAGCACAUCGCCGGCAUCAGCGAGCCCUUCUACUGGGUGGUGAACUUCCUCUAUGACAUGGUCAUCUACAUGAUCCCCGUGACUUUGACCGUCGGUGUGGUCGCAGCCUUCCAGGUCCCAGCGUUCACAGAUCGGCAGAACCUGGGUGCCGUCACCCUCCUCCUGGUGCUCUUUGGGUUUGCCACCUUCCCCUGGAUGUAUCUGUUGUCGGGCGUCUUCAAGGAUGCAGAGAUGGCCUUCAUCACCUACGUGUGCAUCAACCUCUUCAUCAGUGUCAACACCAUCAUGUCCACCUCCAUUCUCUACUUCCUUGGCCAACUUUCAAUGCUCAACCCUGAGCUCGUCCAGACUAUCUACGAAAGGCUGAGCUACGCCUUCUACAUCUUCCCCCAGUUUAACUUUGGGAACGGGCUGAUGUAUCUGGCGAGGAAAAACAUAGAGGUCCAGAUCCUCAGCGGCUACGGCAUCGACGCCUAUCAUAACCCGUUCUCCACAGAUGCCCUGGGCUGGAUGCUCAUCUCCUCCUUCAUCCAAGGCGUGGUCUUCUUCACGCUGCGUCUCCUGCUCAACCAGUUCCUUCUGCGAAAAGUCAGGCAUUUGAUUUGUGGCCGUAAGACGGUGCCACAGGUGGCUUGGGAGGACGAGGAUGAGGACGUGGCAGCAGAGAACCUCCGGGUGUCCAGCGGAGCGGCCAACACGGACCUACUGCAGGUCGACCAGCUCACCAAGAUCUAUCAACACUUCAAGAGGAAGGUCCCUGCUGUCAAGAGGCUCUCUGUGGGAAUCCCUGCAGGAGAGUGCUUUGGUCUGCUGGGAGUGAACGGAGCAGGAAAAACCACCACCUUCAAGAUGCUGACAGGAGAUGUUAGCCCCUCUGACGGCACAGCACAGAUCAGGGACUUGGAUGGGCGGUUGACCGACAUCAUGGAGUGCCGUAGCAAGGGAAUUAACAUCGGCUACUGUCCCCAGGAGGACGCGCUGGACAGCCUGCUCACAGGAGAAGAGCACCUGGACUUCUACGCUCGCCUCCGAGGCAUCCCGAAGAGGGACAGAGAAGGGGUGGUGAACUACCUGCUGAAGAGGCUGGAGCUCAGCUACCACAGGAACAUCAUCACUGACAGCUACAGCUGCGGCACCCGCAGGAAGCUCUCGACGGCGCUGGCUCUCAUCGGACACCCGCAGAUCCUGCUCCUGGAUGAGCCAAGCUCUGGCAUGGACCCUCGCACCAAGCGUCACCUGUGGAAAAUUAUCUCCGAGGAAGUUAGAGGAAAAUGUGCCGUGGUCCUCACCUCUCACAGCAUGGAGGAGUGUGAGGCGCUGUGCAGCCGUCUUGCCAUCAUGGAUAAAGGUCAAUUCCGAUGCCUGGGCUCUCUGCAGCACAUUAAGAACAGGUUUGGCAGCGGGUUCACCGUGAGGAUGUACAUGGCCAAGGCCUCUUGCGACGCGGAGGCAAUCACCGGCUUCAUGCAGCGGCGAUUCCCCAGCACUUACCUCAAGGACCUGCACUCCACUAUGGUGGAAUACCACGUACCAGUUGCUCCAGGAGGGGUGGCUGACAUCUUCGACCAGCUGGAGUCAAACAAGAAUGCUCUGCAGAUCAAACACUUCUCUGUGAGCCAGACCACACUGGAUGAGGUCUUCAUCAACUUCGCCAUGGGAAAGAUUGGCAUGGAGACCCUACCAAUACACAGCGAAGAAGAAGAGUGGGAUGAUCUGGAGAGCAAGAAGGCAGAAGAUGCAUAGAGCACUGACUGACUGCCAUCUUCUUCUCUUACCUCCCUCCCUCUGUCUAUCUCUCUCUCUCUGUCUCUCUCUCUCUCACUCACUCUCUCGACUAAAGAUAUGAGGGGGAACCUUAUCAAAUCAGAACCGUAAUGACAAUCAAAAAACACAUGAACAUUUGCACACGUUGAAGAAGUGUUUUUCCUGUGUUACUGGUCACAUGACAGCACUUGUUUUUUACCUUGAUUUCACCAGAUUUUAUUUAUGAAGGAUAUAAAUAAUCAUGUAGAAUAUGUUUUUUUUUCCCUCUUUAGUUGAUACACUGUUUAUAUAUUACUCCAAAUCAAAUCAAAUGCAUUACACAACAAACAUGAAAAGUCUCACUAGCAACUGUUUUGUUUUGUUUUUCAUUUGAGGAACAUGUGAUGGUGCCUUCUGGAUGAGGUCCUCUGGACAAACCUCCUUAAUGUGCACUUUAACCUUACUCACUUACACCUAUAAGGGCAUAUCUAACUUUUAGAAUUAAUUAAAUGAAUGUUUGAUAUACUCUCUCCUACUUAUGGACCUGUUCUAAAUGGCAUUGAAUGAAUUAAGCCUAUUUUUUGUAAUUCUAAUAAAGCUAUUUUUCAAAUGCAA
Messenger RNA from Pleuronectes platessa (European plaice), 17009 nucleotides. RefSeq names its product ATP-binding cassette, sub-family A (ABC1), member 12 (gene abca12). The transcript has 80 exons. Lineage: Eukaryota; Metazoa; Chordata; Actinopteri; Pleuronectiformes; Pleuronectidae. Gene Ontology annotation, cellular component: intracellular membrane-bounded organelle; membrane. Gene Ontology annotation, molecular function: ATP hydrolysis activity; ATP binding; ABC-type transporter activity. Bases 306 to 16394 code for a protein of 5362 amino acids. The record is from RefSeq and is a predicted model, not a curated record. Gene Ontology annotation, biological process: lipid transport; transmembrane transport.